This is a messenger RNA of Manihot esculenta (cassava), 1677 nucleotides long. Its product is annotated as protein MIZU-KUSSEI 1. NCBI's taxonomy places the organism in Eukaryota, Viridiplantae, Streptophyta, Magnoliopsida, Malpighiales, Euphorbiaceae. The transcript has a single exon. The record is from RefSeq and is a predicted model, not a curated record. Gene Ontology annotation, biological process: hydrotropism. Bases 729 to 1448 code for a protein of 239 amino acids.
UAGCAUUUAGCAAUAAAGUAAAGAAUAAUGUUUGCCUAAAGAAAUGAAGAAAUCAGACACAGUUUCCCACUUGGCAUUAAGUGCUAAUAAACUCAUGGAAAGGAAAAAGGCAAAAGACAUGAGUGGAGAAACCAGGCUAGAAAGCAGAAACUAAUCCCACUUUUAUUUGUUUAUAUCCUGUACCCUUUUGCCCCAAUUCUUCUUAAUCAAACUCCUCUUUCCAUGGCCAUGUUUUCUACCCAAAACAAGACAAACAAAUAAAAUCUAGUGUUGGUAUUAUGGGCCUUCUUUGGAGUCCCACCUUCACUAUAGAGUGGGGAAUAAAACGACUUUUAGAUUCUUUGCAUAAAAUACAAGUUGAAUAGUUGUAAUAGAUUCUGCUCCACCUCUAAUCAAUCAUCAAUGAUUAGAAUUUUAGUAGCUGAGUGUAUUUCUACCUUAUGCUUGGCUCACAGUUUUUGUUAAAUAAUAUUUUCUUAAUCCCAAACUUUUGUUGUAAAAAAUGCCGCCCAUUGAUCAUCAGAAAAAUCAUCUCCUAAUGGAGAAAAGAAGGCCUGGGCCUUGACAGUGUUUACGUCGUCGAAAUGGACAAAAAAAGAAACAAUUAAUACAUGAUGACGAAUGACUAGCACUCCAAAUAGGCAAUUAACAAAUCCCUCCCCAUCUCUAUUUAAACACUGAACACUCUCAAAAGCCUCAUAAGCUUCCAUUCCUUACCAAAAGGUACCAUGUCCUAUCAAAGUAUUGGUGCCACUACCAUCACCAAUGGUGUUACAACCGUGGACUGCCAAAAGCAAGUCCGUUCAUGGAGGCUUCUCCGCUCCCUCUUAGAGCUCCUUAUUCCAACCUGUAAUUGCACUUUCAUAGAAGAACGACAAACCAGCAAACCAGAGAAACCCCUUCAGAAUUACUAUGAUCAUCAUCCUAAAUCAACCUUCGCUUCUUCUACUACAAUCACAGGCACUAUCUUUGGCUUUCGCCGGGGAAAAGUUAGCUUCUGUAUUCAAACGAACACUAAAUCCACCAACCCAAUUCUCCUCCUGGAAUUUGCAGUGCCCACAAGUUUCCUUGCCAGAGAAAUGCAAGCUGGUAUCCUGCGUAUAGCGCUCGAGUGUACCAGUCAUGGAUAUAACGCAAAUUAUGAUUCAAGUUCUCUGCUGUCCAUGCCAUUGUGGACUAUGUAUUGCAAUGGAAGAAAAGCUGGGUAUGCAGUUAAGCGCAGGCCAUCAAAGGUUGAUAUGGAAGCUUUGAGGCUGAUGGGCUCUGUUAUUGUAGGCGCUGGAAUUAUUAGUGGAAAGGAGCUUGAGAGGGACGAUGAUGAACUAAUGUAUCUUAGAGCAAAUUAUGCUAGAGUUUCUGGAUCAUCUGAAGCUGAAUCUUUCCAUUUGAUAGACCCAGAAGGAAACAUAGGUCAGGAGCUUAGUAUCUUCUUUUUUCGCUCAAGAUGACUCUACUCACUGAUAGCUUCCGUGGGUUAAUUGGUCAUCUGAACCCCAGACUUGCAUUUUUUUUUUUUUUUCCCCUUUAAUCAACUCCGACCAAGAGCUUAACACUUCACACUUGAGAGACGUUCUGAAUAUUAAACAAAUAAACUAAACCUGGUUUUUGAAGUCGAACCUUUUUUUAGCUGUGUUUUGUAGCAUGGCCUUUUUUGAAGGGUUGAUGGGAUGUGUGAAG